This is a messenger RNA of Neltuma alba, 1357 nucleotides long. RefSeq names its product methyl-CpG-binding domain-containing protein 11. The transcript has 2 exons. Gene Ontology annotation, molecular function: DNA binding. The record is from RefSeq and is a predicted model, not a curated record. Bases 201 to 1019 code for a protein of 272 amino acids. Lineage: Eukaryota; Viridiplantae; Streptophyta; Magnoliopsida; Fabales; Fabaceae.
GCGCGAGACACACAGUGUGACUGAACAAACAAGCCACCAUCCUCCAAAGUCCAAACCCCCUAUCCAUUUUCAUUCUCAACGGUUUCCUCUCUCUCUCUCUCUUCCCCCCACAAGCCGCCAAUCUCCUUUAAGCUUUCUCCUUUCUUCUUCUGCUUCUUCUUGUUCAUCCUUACAGAUAACACCACCGUGCUGGAGCUCUAAUGGCCAGUGAUUCUCCCACCGCUGCUAAAGACGAGGUCCUCUCCGUUGAGCUCCCGGCUCCUCCUGCUUGGAAGAAACUGUUUUUCCCAAAGAAAGUGGGAACACCCAGGAAAAGUGAGAUUGUGUUUGUGGCUCCAACUGGAGAGGAAAUCAGCGGAAGGAAACAACUGGAACAGUAUCUAAAGGCACAUCCUGGGAAUCCUCCUGUAUCUGAGUUUGACUGGGGAACUGGUGAGACCCCGCGGCGAUCGGCUAGGAUCAGCGAGAGGGUGAAAUCAACUCCCCCAUCAGAGGCUGAGCCUCAAAAGAAGCGAGCUCGAAAAUCAUCGGGUUCAAAGAAAGAUCAGAAGGAAAGAGAACCUGCUUCAGAAGAAGGCAAGGCAAAGUCUGGUGCUGAAGAAGAGCCCAAGGCUGCUGAGGCUCCCAAGGAGGAGGAAGAAACACAGCAGAAAAAGGAACUUGAGAAUGGGAAUGAAACGCAGCAAACUGAACAAAGAGAUGACACUCGCAAUAAUAAUACUGACGAACAUAAGAUGCAGAGUGAUGCACAGGAAAUCACCACGAGUCAAGAGAAAGCUGAGGAAGUUGCAGCAUCAGGAGAAAAAGAAAAACCUGCUGGGGAAACUUUGAAGACUGAAUCACAGAAAGAAAAUGGUGUUACUGUAGAGGCAAACGGGGAAGCUGAUGCAAAGAAGACAAUAACUCAAACGGAGAUGGGAAUGAAAAUUGGUGAGGAGAGGGUUGAGAAUGGGAAAGUUAAUGGCGAUAUGCACAGUGAAGCCCCUCAACAGCCGUCAGCCCACCCUGUGGCUUGCUGAAAUGCACUGUACUGUGCUGUACUAAUCUGUAUUAGUAGUAGUGCCAUUUUGACUUCUGUAAUGCUGUUCCUGAUAUCUUGUUCGGACAUCCUGGAUCACUGGAGUCUCGUUUUUUUGUUCAUUUGGGUUGUACCUAGGAAAUCAUUUUAGACAUGUACCUCCUUUUAGAUUAGGCUUUAGAUCUUCCACAGUGCUUCUCUUCAGGCUGUAGACUGUAAAACUUCAGUGUUAGUCAUCUAAUUUGCACAUGCAUAGCGAGAAAAAUGGUGGUUAAGGCCCUCAUCACUCGCUCUCCUGCUGUAAUGUUUUCUUUGGUAUGGUAACUUUAUUCUACUGAA